AUGCUUAAAGACAAUAACAUUAAGAUACAGAUUAAGGAAAAGAAAAAAGAACUACAGAGAGAGAUUAUCAACAAUAAAAAAACAUACUUUGAGGAAAAAAUUAUGAACUCUAGAAAUAAGGUGAAAACUACCUGGAACUUAAUCAACACUGAAGUGACUGCAGAAAGCAAUAUUCUGCAGCAGAUUGAAGACCUCGGAGAAGAGACAGGGCUCGUGUGUGUUAUCUGCAGGGAAGGCUACAAAUUCCAGCCUGGCAAGGUGUUGGGUAUCUACACGUACACCAAGCGUUGCAAUGUGGACGACGCUGAGACUAAGGCUCGCAAGACCAUCGGCUACAGCACGGUGACUCACUUCAACGUGGUUCAUGUAGACUGCCACAUGAAUGCUGUCCGACUGGCGCGUGCCAGAGACGAGUGGGAGUCAGCGGCUCUACAGAACGCCAACACCCGGUGCAACGGACUACUACCACUGUGGGGUCCUCAGGUGCCAGAGUCAGCCUUCGCCAGUUGUCUGGCUAGACACAACACCUAUCUACAGGAGUGCACUAGUCACAGAGACAUCAGCUACGUGUCCACGGUUCAUGAUCUCAAACUGCUGCUGUUGAGGUUCGCGCAGGAGAAGAGCUUUCACGAGGAUGCUGGAGGUGGUGGACCGCAGUCCAACAUGCACCUCAUACCCUACCUGCUGCACAUGGCGCUGUAUGUGAUCAACACGACACGAUGUGGCAGUAGAGAAGAGAAGAACCUCAACACCUACCUGGAGUGUGCCGCUACAGAACGGUGGAUAGAGUCUAGCUACGAGGCGGAGGGUCCACUGUACUGGGCCACGCUGUCUCUGUGUCUACACUCACCUGGGCGCUGGCGUGUGACUCGCCUGGCACACCUGCGUCGUCUGCUAGUGCUGGCUCAUGUGAGACACUCAAGCGCACACACCAUCACAGACCCUGCGCCUGCUGACUACAGUGUCUACAAGAGCACACUGGUCUUCUUCGGUCUGGUGGACAUCAUAUACAAGCAGUACUUCAAGGGUAUCUCAGUAAGCAGUGAGGAGCAAUGGCCUACCACUCUGGCAGACUACAUCAGACACAAUGACGAGACUCUGCUCAAGUGUUCUGAGAGACUGAUGGCUGCCUACACAGACGAGCUGUUGCCUGCCACGUCCUUCGAGGAGAUAUGCGACGUCCUUGGUUUCCUGAACGAAAUCACUGAUCCUUCAACCUACAUCAAGGACAUCCUGACUGGUCUAAUCUCUUAGAAAAAUUCACCUAGAUGCAAACUUAUCACUUAAGAGUUUUGAAAUUUUUAUAAUUUGGGCUGUUCUUACAGAUUUUCAUGUGUGGUUUGUUAAAAAGAAUUGUAUUAAGCUUAUUAUCUUAUUCUUAAUAAAUUAUUAU
Messenger RNA from Macrosteles quadrilineatus (aster leafhopper), 1393 nucleotides. Its product is annotated as protein purity of essence-like. The transcript is spliced from 7 exons. NCBI's taxonomy places the organism in Eukaryota, Metazoa, Arthropoda, Insecta, Hemiptera, Cicadellidae. Bases 1 to 1254 code for a protein of 417 amino acids. The record is from RefSeq and is a predicted model, not a curated record.